UUAUAAAAGCAGAACUCUGAACACUUCCGUUGCCAUUUCGUUAAACAGAUUUUCGAAGUGGUUUGUAAGGUUUAUUGACCGUUGGAAAAGAAAAGACUUGCUUUCGUUUGACAGUUUUAUUAUCAACUGUACAUAAUUGUACGAAGGGAUUGGUAAUCCAACCUUUCCUGAAGCUCGUAUUCUUUAUUGGAUCGUGAGCCCGGUGAGGCGAUGGACGAGAUGGAUGAUAUAUCACCAGGUCAACCAACGAUAUUGAUGAGAAUUACAAAAGUACUAGUUGACUAUGCAAAAAACAAGGCAUGGGAGAUGAGGGGUGAUUUGGAAAGGAUGGAGAAAAAUUUCGUGCUGGAUGAAUUGAUCAUGAAGAAGAUUAAGAAGUUGAAGAUGGAGGUAACAAAGAAACUGGAGCAGAAUUGUUUGUGUUUCUUUUCAUGGAGAAGAAACAUGGGUUGGAAGAGGAUUGAUGAAUUGGAGAAGAAGAUGUUGGAUAACUUGGAUUUGGAGCAGGAGUCAGAUAAACUGAUGAUGGAAGAGAUUAAGAUGUUGAAAAUGGAGGUGGUGAGGUACCUGAUGAAUAACCUGGAUUGUAAGCCUUUCUUUCUAUUGAUGUCAAAUAAACUGGGAUUUGAUGCAAUGGAUAAAUUGAAGGAGAUGGAGAAGAUGUUGGAUUUGCUGCAGAAGUCUGAUAAACUGAUGAUGGAGGAGAUUAAGAUGUUGAAAAUAAAGGUGAUGAAGGAACUGGUGAAGAACAUGGAUUAUUUCUCAUUGUCAACAAACGACCUAUUCCACGCAAUGGAUGAAUUGAAGACGAUGGAGAAGAUGUUGGAUUUGGAGCAGGAAUCGGAUAAACUGAUGAUGAAGGAGAUUAUGAACUUGAAGAUGGAGGCGAUGAAGAAACUGGUGGAGAGCCUGGAUAGUGCCUUUUUUUGGCGAACAAACCAGGCAUUUGACGCAAUGGAUGAAUUGAAGACGAUGGAGAAGAUGUUGGAUUUGGAGCAGGAAUCGGAUAAACUGAUGAUGAAGGAGAUUAUGAACUUGAAGAUGGAGGUGCUGAAGAAACUGGUGGAGAGCCUGGUGAAGAACCUGGGUUGUCAUAGUUAUUUUUCAUUUGGAACAGACCAGGCAUUUGACGCAAUGGAUGAAUUGAAGACGAUGGAGAAGAUGUUGGAUUUGGAGCAGGAAUCGGAUAAACUGAUGAUGAAGGAGAUUAUGAACUUGAAGAUGGAGGUGAUGAAGAAACUGGUGGAGAACCUGGGUUGUCAUAGUUCCCUUUCGUCGGGAACAGACCAGGCAUUUGACGCAAUGGAUGAAUUGAAGACGAUGGAGAAGAUGUUGGAUUUGGAGCAGGAAUCGGAUAAACUGAUGAUGAAGGAGAUUAUGAACUUGAAGAUGGAGGUGAUGAAGAAACUGGUGGAGAGCCUGGUGAAGAACCUGGGUUGUCAUAGUUAUUUUUCAUUUGGAACAGACCAGGCAUUUGACGCAAUGGAUGAAUUGAAGACGAUGGAGAAGAUGUUGGAUUUGGAGCAGGAAUCGGAUAAACUGAUGAUGAAGGAGAUUAUGAACUUGAAGAUGGAGGUGAUGAAGAAACUGGUGGAGAACCUGGGUUGUCAUAGUUCCCUUUCGUCGGGAACAGACGAGCCAUUUGACGCAAUGGAUGAAUUGAAGUCGAUGGAGAAGAUGUUGGAUUUGAAGCAGGAAUCGGAUAAACUGAUGAUGAAGGAGAUUAUGAACUUGAAGAUGGAAGUGCUGAAGAAACUGGUGGAGAGCCUGGUGCCGUUCCUUGUAUCAGACCAUUACUCCUCGAGUCCAAUCGAGCAAAUAAUGGCUGAAUUGGACAAGAAGCAGAAGAUUUUGGAUUUGUUGCAGGAUUCGGAUACACCGAAUAUGAAGGAGAUUAAGAAGUUAAAGAAGAAGGUGGAGGGGAUGAAGAACCUGAAGUCGUUUUUGCGGGUCUUGGAUUUGCCUAAAUGGGACUGGAUGAUAAAGCGUCCGUUGGUGGAGAACAUGAUCUUUGCGACAAAGCAAAAAUUGAGGUGUGAAAAAAGAAAGGCUUUAUUAACAAAAAACAGUGUGUAUUCCAAGAAAGGCCGUAGCUACUCGGAGACAUGUUUGUCCAAGAAGAAGACGUAUUCCAAACUGAAUUGUGGCUAUUCUGACGUGUUUUUAUCAACAGAUGACAAUGCGUGCUCAGAGCGAGUUUGUAAUUUUUCGAUACAAAUUAGUAAAGGUAAACGACCACUCGCUCCCGCUUCUUAUUCAAGAAACGGGGUCGUUUACAAGGCAAAAAAGCGAAAUUCGUGCACGGAGCAAUUACAAGGAUGGACAGGAAUAACAGUGAUAUAUUUGAAGAUAUUUUUCAAGAUAAACUACCAAAUUUGGAUAUUCUUUAUGGCCACCUAUUUAGUGAUACUGAAGAUCCUUCAGUUCAAGACAACAUUGCAGCCCAAGAGAAUCCACUUUUUGACGGAUUGUCAACUCUCAUUGAGAACGUCGGGGUUGAAACGGCAGAUUUUUUAGCUGAAAACAACGACGCAGAACAAAAAUUGCUAGAAGAAAUUCUACACGAACUUUUUUGGCAAAAUUUUAAAGAUUUGCUUGGUACAAUAGAAGAACCUGAUCAAGUCUUCCAUGAACAAUUUAUGAAUCUGACAACAAUGUCAGAAGAGUCAAAUAUGAACUCUUUUAACACUGAACCUACAACUGACAAUAUAGCCUCGGAACCCAACAGAGGAACUCUAGAAUCCAUCGGCAAACUUGAUAAUACAACUACGGUAUCUAAUGUUACCCCAGAUACCCCUUACAGUACUGAUUCAGGCGUAUUUGCGGGUUGUUUAACCCGCAGCAUCACUCAUCCGAGUCUUAAAAGCAGUACAAUCUCUCUACACAGUGCAGGUGAAUCUCCUCCCCUCCUCGGAAACAAACUUAUCACCAUUGUGAAUCCUGGCAGCAGAAAGAGACCCUUUGAAGAAGACAUUGAACCUAUCGAAGCAGUUUUCCCUGUGUCGAAGAAGAGAAUGGAACAACCCUGUUGCUCUAGAGAUAUAGAAGAGAGAGUACAUCCUGUGUCUUCAAGUGGAGCUUCAUCUGUGGAAGAAAGAUUAAAUCCUGUGUCUUCAAGUGGAGUUUCAUCUGUGGAAGAAAGAUUAAAUCCUGUGUCUUCAAGUGGAGCUUCAUCUGUGGAAGAAAGAUUAAAUCCUGUGUCUUCAAGUGGAGUUUCAUCUGUGGAAGAAAGAAUACUUCCUGUGUCCUCAAGUGGAGCUUCAUCUUUGGCACAACCCCAUGGCAGAACAAAUCGUGUUCGCGGUCCGUCAAGAGAAGCUCGUUUGAAUCAACAAGAAAAUCAGCUUGUAACAGAAAAUCAAGAUUUGAAAGCCCAGGUGCAGGAGUUGUUGAGACAGAUCGAGUUCCUGAGGAACUACAUAGUCAGUAAAUUAAAAGGUCAGUGUUAUUAUUGUGAAAAAUGAUCAAAAUUAGAAAUUUCUCGAAGUUUCUGUGUAAAACACCCAUUUGUUUCUUUUCCAUGAUAACGUAUAGAAUAAGAAUAAAAUAGAAAAAAAUAUCGUCAGCUUGAUUAUAGCCACACUAGCGAGUAUAUAUAAAGCUAAAAGCUGAUUUAAGCUGUUUUCAGAGUGAUUUCAGAGUGAUAUUUGGAACUGGUCAUAAAGUAUCUGGUCGAGAGAAAUUUGAAUUAGCCGAAUAGUUUGAUAUUUUAGUACGGCUCCAAUUUUCUCGGCUGUUUCCUACGGUUGUUUUACACUUUUAGUCAUUUUUUGUUUCUUAACGAAUCGCUUUCACAUCGUCAUAGUGAUGCUUGUUUCAUAUCGUGUUUUCUGUAUGACUCUCUGCUGUAUUUUCUGUAAAACACGAGGGUCUUGUGGGAAAACUUUUCUCGGAUCAAUAUUUGUGGCUUCCAACAACUUUUGCAAACAGAUGUCUUUCUCGUUUUUUUAUUCUGUCUGUUAUUACUUACCCACUAUAACCAAAUUUUUGUCGCAUUCUUAACGACAAAAUAUAUUUUAAUUCACUACUUCCCAAUGCUAGCUCUUUAUAGCCACUUUAUCAGCCCAGUGAAUAUGCAUCAAGGUAACAUAGUGGGAUAUUUACUUGUUUCAGUUUUCUUUGAUUUGACCCAAAAAACCCUCAUUCUUGUGGUUGAAACAUGCUUCUCUGGUUGUCGUACGUCCAUCAUAGUUCUGUUAGCGCAAUUUCUCGGUUUUUCUUUCAAUGGUUUGGUGAACAUUUUUCUUUGAAUAUCAUGAAUUUCUGCUUUAGUACUUCGUCUCUUGAAGGUUUUUUUUUACAAAGACGCAUUUUUACAAAUUAUUUUAAUGGCACAAUUCGUUCUGCUCUAAAACUUUGUGUUUAUCGCCAGCAUUCUGUGCUGUGAGCGACCAUGAGCUUUUUUUCUUUUCAUUUCCUUUUCACAAUCAUCGGCUUUUUCAAGUUUUGGAAUACGCUCUCAACGUAUUUCAGCAAAUUACUUUAUGACCAACCCCUAGUUGUAGAUCACUCGUAAAAGAUACAUGCAGGGUUCGUACAGGAAUAGAAAGUCCUUGAAUAAAUUUAUGGAGAAGCAUUUAAAAG
Dendronephthya gigantea is the source of this 4584-nucleotide messenger RNA. RefSeq names its product titin homolog. Bases 211 to 2517 code for a protein of 768 amino acids. Lineage: Eukaryota; Metazoa; Cnidaria; Anthozoa; Malacalcyonacea; Nephtheidae. The record is from RefSeq and is a predicted model, not a curated record. The transcript has 14 exons.